Rhodotorula graminis WP1 is the source of this 1397-nucleotide messenger RNA. RefSeq lists its product as uncharacterized. The transcript has 6 exons. Gene Ontology annotation, molecular function: histone H4R3 demethylase activity; sequence-specific DNA binding. Lineage: Eukaryota; Fungi; Basidiomycota; Microbotryomycetes; Sporidiobolales; Sporidiobolaceae. Gene Ontology annotation, biological process: positive regulation of translational termination; protein hydroxylation; negative regulation of gene expression. Bases 122 to 1381 code for a protein of 419 amino acids. Gene Ontology annotation, cellular component: nucleus; cytoplasm. The record is from RefSeq and is a predicted model, not a curated record.
GUCUGCAGCGCCAGCAGUACCUCUCGACCGCCUUCGACCCUCGUGCGCCGCCCACGAUGUCGACGCGGCGUCGUGGUCGCCCCCUCAAGUCGCCAACCUCAUCUCUCUCCGCCUUUGCCAGAUGAGCUCGCCCGCUGUGGCCAGGCUUGAGCCUGCGCAGUGCUCCUACACCUACUUUCGACAGCACCACCUCCUGCCCAACACCCCUUGCCUGUUCCCUCGCACCCUCGUCGAGCGCUGGCCGCUCCUCUCGCGUUGGCUCGACAAGCACGGCAACCUCGACUGGAAUCACCUCGAGGACCAGUACGGCGCACUCGAAGUCACCUGUAUCGACCUCGCACCUGUCGCCGACGAGCCCGCCCCGUCGACUUUCGCCUCGCUCCUCCACCUCUGGCGACGCGGCGACGGGCGAGCCAAGUACCUCAAGGACUGGCACCUUCCUCUCGCGGUCUUUCGUGCGGGCGAGCGAGACGUCAAGGGCAAGGGCAAGGAGCGCGUGCGAGACGAGGUGUACGAGGUGCCCGACGUCUGCCUCGACGACUGGCUCAACGAGUACGAGGGCGACGAGGGCGCCGGGCGGCGGGACGACUUUCGCUUCGUGUACGUCGGAGGAGGCGACACGUUCACGCCCUUGCACCGCGACAUCUACUCGUCUUACUCGAUCUCGACCCAGAUCUACGGCUCGAAGCGGUGGUACCUUUUCCCGCCCUCCUGUACGCCCUCCUUGCGCCCCCUCAUCGUCGCAGCAGAGCGCCAGGGCUCGAGCGUCAACUGCGACGCGUGGCCCGACGUCCUCAAGGCCGACUUUCGCGCUCAAGGCAUGCUCGUCGUCGAGCAAGCCGCGGGCGAGACGAUCUUCGUACCCUCGGGCUGGUUCCACUCGGUUCACAACCUGUCGCACCCGACCCUGUCGCUCAACCACAACUGGCUCAACAGCCACAUCCUCCCCGCCGUCUACUCGGCGCUCGCGUACGAGGCGGCGAGGUGCCGAGAGGCAGUAGACGACGUGCGGGACAUGCUCGUCGAGCAGGCGCGGCGCGAGGGCAAGGGCGAGGACGGCUGGCGGCGCGAGUGGGAGGAAACGGUGGACGGCCUCGUCGAGCGCAGCGAGGGGUGGAGCUGGCCGACCUUCUGGCGCAUGACGCUCAACACGCUCAGCAACCUCGACGUGUCGACCUCGACACUGGCAGAGCGUGCUCGUCGCUCUCGUUGGCCGCCCGUCCCGCCAGAAGUGCGUCCGUCGGUCGCCUUCGUCGUCUCGCAGGUUCGGCCGCUCGUCGAUGACUUUUGCGCGAGGGAGGAGCAGGAGUGGCGGUGGCUCGACGGCCUGGACCGGGUGCUCGAAGAGGUCGAGGGCGAGCUCGAGCGGUUGGCAAUGUGACGACCUUGCACCUGUC